Protopterus annectens (West African lungfish) is the source of this 2681-nucleotide messenger RNA. It is a transcript of the gene NCALD, whose product is annotated as neurocalcin delta. Gene Ontology annotation, cellular component: cytosol. Bases 406 to 987 code for a protein of 193 amino acids. The record is from RefSeq and is a predicted model, not a curated record. Gene Ontology annotation, molecular function: actin binding; tubulin binding; calcium ion binding. The transcript is spliced from 7 exons. Lineage: Eukaryota; Metazoa; Chordata; Ceratodontiformes; Protopteridae. Gene Ontology annotation, biological process: calcium-mediated signaling.
GCUGAGCUUUGCUGCCGCGCGCCGCUCACAGCCAAAGGCUUGUGAGAAUCGGGCGGUCUGUGGGAUAAUCGUUUCUACUGUCGUCCUGUUGCUGAUAGCACCUCCGCUUCCGAGGACCAACUCCAGGAGUAUGGAAUAUUAAGGAUCGCAUUUACUGUAGUGAGGCAUUUGUCCAUUGUUGUUUUUGGCUUCGUCUGGAAUUCUUUAACAAAGAAGGAUAAGCAAGGGGUGCAAAUUGCAUUUGAAUCACUUCAAACAAAUCUGGUGGAUUUGCAUCAAAGAAAAUCGGUUACUAUGUUCAGAAAUCCUUGAUGGCAAGAAAGGAAGAGUCCUUGGACUGGAAUUGUACAUAAAGCAAAACAUUUCAACUCUGCUUCUGUGGGGUGCUUAAACAUCAUCAUUAAAAUGGGAAAGCAGAACAGUAAACUGCGACCUGAGGUAAUGCAGGACUUAUUAGAAAGCACAGACUUUACUGAACAUGAAAUCCAAGAGUGGUACAAAGGCUUCCUCAGGGAUUGCCCUAGUGGACAUUUAUCAAUGGAUGAGUUCAAGAAAAUUUAUGGGAACUUUUUUCCUUAUGGGGAUGCUUCUAAGUUUGCAGAGCAUGUCUUUCGUACCUUUGAUGCCAAUGGGGAUGGCACAAUAGAUUUCCGAGAAUUUAUCAUAGCCCUGAGUGUGACAUCUCGUGGGAAGCUGGAGCAAAAACUGAAAUGGGCGUUCAGUAUGUACGAUUUGGAUGGGAAUGGCUAUAUAAGCAAGGCUGAAAUGCUUGAAAUUGUACAGGCUAUUUACAAGAUGGUUUCUUCAGUCAUGAAGAUGCCUGAGGAUGAAUCAACACCAGAAAAAAGGACUGAGAAAAUCUUCAGGCAAAUGGACACCAACAGAGAUGGUAAGCUGUCACUGGAAGAAUUUAUCCGAGGAGCCAAAAGUGACCCUUCUAUAGUACGUCUCCUUCAAUGUGACCCCAGCAGUGCUGGCCAGUUCUAAUGUAGUUCAUCCAAGUUGUGCAGCCGAAAUGUAUUUCACUUUUUUUUUUUUUUUGCCAAAACAACAUCAGGUUGUCUCACUAUAGCCAAAACCCCUGCUCUCUGCAGGGAAGUUUUUAAUGUGUUUCAGUUUUUGGCUCUGGAUUAAGCUUACUGAUUGGAGGAAGGUACAUCCAGAUCAUUGGUCUUACCUGCCAAGAUCAACAUUUUUAGAGUUACUUUUUAAUUUUUUUUUUUUUAAUUUUGGUAAAUAUGUUCUCAAAUUGCGAAAGACUAAUAAUGUGUUAGAUGAAAAUGUUUUAUUAAAAUCUGGUUAACUGACAUCCUUCUUGUAAAUGUGUGGGAUCAAAUGUCCAUGUAAAAUUACUAUUUGAUUUCAUGCAAACAUUCUAAAGUUGCAGACACAGAAUGAGUGUCCCAUUCUGAAUGAGAUGCUCAAAUCCCCCAGGACUGGAUGCAGCUCUAUAGUGAAACGUCUGUAUGGAUAGCUAGCAGAACUCUGAUUUCCAUGUUCUCUGAGCCGAUAUGGCAUGCCUCACUAUCAGUCAAAGUGAUAACCACAUGUACAGUUCAUCAGUUAGAAACCUUACAUAUGUUUCUGCACUGGAAGGUCACUGGGAAACAUAUGCCUUGUUAAUGUCUACCUACAUAGGAGGUCAUAUGAUCAAUGUUAUUUGCGCCAGAUUCAGUUGUUUUCUGAGUUCAAAGUUCAUCGAGCACUGAAUAGAUAAUACCGCUACCAAAGCAUGACCAGAGAGAAAAGUGUGUUGUCUUAAGCACUACAUUUGUAAAAUUUGGGGUGAUAGAAACUGUCGACACCAUGUCAACAAUGUGACGGAUCAAUUCUCUCCUGGUAAUAGUUCUUGGGUAGUGAUGUUCUCUGUUUUCACUGACAGCAGCUGCACUGGGACUGAGUAAAAUAUAACUGACAGAAAUUCCAGAACUGGUUUGUUUGGGGAACAGAGAAAGCUAAGACAGCUACUUAAUUCUGACACAUUUCAUUUUAAUGUCUUUGUCUAUAUGUGAAAUUCUUUUAUGCUAAAGCACAGUCAGUAUUGUUUUUCUACUCAUUCUGUUUUAAUUUUCAAAAGCAGGAUACCAUUUACAUGAAAUAACAGAGCUGUGCUGUGUGAAAAUACUGUAGUAAUUUACUGGCUGCAUAAGUAUCUUAUACUACCCAAAACUCAAGGUGACAUAAUUUUUCCAUACUUGACUGUAAUGCAGGCUGGUCCAUUUUUUUCAGUAAUAACUUCUGUUUUCUUUCUGCUAACUUUAUUUUGGUAAUACUGCUUGUAAGGGAGGCUGGUGUUUUCUCAGCCCUAUCUUGUACUUGUUCAGUAAUUUAAUAAGGGAUAGUGAAGGCAGCACCCACUUAAAAGUGGUGUUAUAAGUUUGGAGAAAGAAAACUGCAGUGGUGAAAAAGUAAUAAAGAUAUUCAAUUUGCUGCAUACUUAAAACAUUCAUUAAAGACUAUAUUAUGAUUGUUUUACUUAUAUUUCCAUAACAUUUGGUAUGGGCGGAGAGGACUUGAUAGCCUUAUUUAUAGUUUGCACUUGGGAAAAGUUUCUGAUGGGAGCUAAAACUUACUUAUGCCUUACUGGUUAAUGCAGUCAUGCAGAUUUUAUCCACUAACAGGCCUGGGACACAUUUGCAUGUAUUUUCAUAAAUAAACCUACUUUUUUAGUUGUAAGAGUA